AUGUUAGAUACACGCUCUCUCGGUCUUCUACUGAUUUGUGUAAGUUGAUUUUUUUCUCAGAAAAUAGAAAUUUUUUCUUUUUCAGUGGUCAGUUCUUGGUGUUGUUUUCAAUUGGUCUGUUGUGUUUUUCAUCAAAAAACUUCCGAAUCUCAACAGUUCUUUUGGAAUAUUAACUGCAAAUCAAGCAAUCGGUGAUGGAAUUCAUUCACUUUUUUUCUUAAUUUAUGCUUCCCCAAUGAUAUUUUUCGAUAAUCAAAUAAUGAUGGAAUAUUCAAGUGUUUGCGGAUUUAUUCUUCUUUUCAGCUAUGAUUUAUCAAUCAUGUCACAUUUUUUGAUUUCUUGUAAUCGUUUCUGUGCUGUUUAUUUCCCGAUAAAAUACACAAUAUUUUUCGACAAAACAAAAACAUAUUAUGGAUGUCUCGUAGUUUUGAUCAUCUCAAUUCUUUGUCCAACUGUUCUAUAUUCCGUUUCCUGUCGUUUUUACUACAAAAAAGAUUUAUAUAUGUUUAUAUACAGUUUGGAACCACUGUGUCAAAUAUUUUCAUAUUAUAUAGAUUUUGUCAAGUAUAUGAUGAUUGUAAUCAGUAUUGUGAUUAUUGACUUGUGCACAAUUUUCAAAGUUAGAUCUCAAAGAAACAAAGUUGCAAGAAACAUAAACACGUUGUUCAUUGAGAAACGAAUUCGCGAAAUGAGUUUUCUUCGACAAACUUUGUUUCAAGGCUCGAUUUUUGUCACUGAACUCAUCACAUAUUUUAUCAUUUGUCCUUUAACCAAAAACGAUCUUCUCAGAUUCUGGUGUUCAAUGUUUGCUUGGGUUUUUGUUCAUGCAAGCGACGGGUAAGAGCUAUUGUAACAGUUUUUUGUUUAAUGCAAUUUUAUUCAGGGCGGUGACUUUAUACUGUAACAUUGAAUUCAGAAAUUAUCUCAAUAAAAAACUCAAAGACAUAUUUUGCAAAAAACCUAGCAUUAUUCAACCUAUGGUCAAUUCAAUGGCAUUAAUUACAGUUUCACAUAAUCCUAAUUCAAAUAACAGUUGCGUGGCUGAGAGAAACUGGUAAUAGUAUUUUGUAAAUUCUGACUUUUAUAAAGUUGUUAUUAUGUAUUAUGUUAUCUUUUUACUGUCGAGAAUUUUCCCAGAACUUCGAAUAAAAAUAAUGCAUAUACAUAUGAACUUUUAUUAUUUUGAGUUCGAACAACCAAGUUACGGUAAUACUUUGAAUAUAGCCUAAUUUGUCUGAUUGGUCCCAGAGGAACUUUGUCUAGCAUCUAGAAUUCAAUUUGUUCAGAAAAUCAAAAAUAAAAAACAAUGUUCAACACCUACACAAUUGCAAGUAUCAUCUUUGUUGUGAGUUAGAUUUUACCACCACUAUCUAUCUUAAAAUAUUUCCCAGAUUUCACUUUUUGGUGUAAUUUGCAACUGGUCCGUUGUCUUUUUCAUCAGGAAAAUACCAAACCUCAAUAGUUCUUUUGGAAUUCUAACUUUUAAUCAAGCAUUGGCCGAUGGAAUCCAUUCUUUUUUAUUUUUCACUUAUGUUUCCCCAAUGAUAUUUUUUGGAAAUGAGUUUUUGAUUAAUUCAUCUGGAUUUUUUGGAUUCAUCUUAUUAACUGCUUAUGAAAUGUCGACAAUGUCUCAUUUUCUAAUUUCUUGCAAUCGUUUCUGCGCAGUAUAUUUUCCACUACAAUAUACAAAUAUAUUCAGCAAACAAAAUACUUACAUUUUCUGUUGUUGUGUUGCAUUACUUUCGUUGAUAUUUGUAAUCGUAAUUUAUGCAGGUAACUCCAAUUGAAUUUUCUUGAAAUAAUUUUAUGCAGUCCCAUGUGUUGUAUAUUAUGAUUACAAUCUUCACAUGUUUGUCUACACAAAUACCCAAAUUUGUCAAUUAUUUUCAUACUAUCUGGAUUUUGGCAAAUACAUAACAGUAGUUAUCAGUAUUGUUAUAAUUGAUUUUGCCACAUUAUACCGUGUAAAAUCACAACAGCGGAAAAUAACAGUUCAAUUGAAUUCAUUGUUUAUUGAAAAACGAAUUCGAGAAAACAGUUUCUUACGUCAAACAAUAUUUCAAGGUGUACUUUUUACAACUGAACUUAUAACCUAUUUCAUAAUCAGCCCAAAAGUGAAAGAUGAUACAAUUCGAUUAUGUUGCACUUUGCUUGCUUGGGUUACUGUACACGCCAGUGAUGGGUCAGUUUUUGAUAUCUCUAAAAAGUUUUCAGAUUUGUUUUUUUUCAGAGCUGUCACUCUUAUUUGCAACAUUGAAUUUCGAAAAUUCAUAGAAUCCAAAAUUCAUAAAAUUCUUCUUAAAAUGGUAUUUCCAGUGGAAUCAACAACUGUAAUGGGCCGAGUUACAGCAGUUACGUAA
Molecule: messenger RNA, 2360 nt
Organism: Caenorhabditis angaria
Lineage: Eukaryota; Metazoa; Nematoda; Chromadorea; Rhabditida; Rhabditidae
Source: the annotation of a GenBank genome assembly